Molecule: messenger RNA, 2485 nt
Organism: Daucus carota subsp. sativus
Lineage: Eukaryota; Viridiplantae; Streptophyta; Magnoliopsida; Apiales; Apiaceae
Product: exocyst complex component EXO70I
Exons: 1
Coding region: 177-2306 (709 amino acids)
Biological process (GO): exocytosis
Cellular component (GO): exocyst
Molecular function (GO): phosphatidylinositol-4,5-bisphosphate binding
Source: RefSeq, a predicted model, not a curated record
UUGCUUGCAAGUUAUGAGGUUGGUUUGAAUUCUUUGGUGAUCAACAACUUGUUCUGGUUGCAUGUCUGUUUUGGUGAGUUUUGGUGAGAAACUCAUAACAGAAUAGUUGAGUGAGUGUAUUACAAAAGACUUUGCUCUGCAGUCCUACAUGUUUAUACCAAACAUUGAUUUUUAUUAUGACAAGGGCAGUUGAGUUGGACAGGCUCAUUGCUGCUAGAGACGUUUUGAGGAAUGGUAUCGCGGAAUCAAGAGACAUGGCUUGGGCUAUUAGUGAAGCAGGAUGCAGAUUGGAGGAGAUGAACCAACGGUUGCCUGCACUGGAAGGUUCUUUGAAGAAUAUUGCGCGGAAAUGUGAGAUGAACAAGUUUCAUGUGGAUCAUGCUGUUGGCCCUGCUGCUGCGGUGUUGAGCAUUUAUAAUGUUGUCAUUCAGCUCCAAGAAUGGCUUGUUGUGGCUGAUCUGCGUGAUUCUGAUGUGCUAAUACCUUAUGUUUAUCAGGUGAAAAGACUAGAAGAAGCGCUCGGGUUUCUGACACAAAAUUGCAAGUUAGCAGUUUUGUGGCUGGAAGACGUGGUUGAGCUGGUGGAAAACAAUGCAGUACGUGCACAGUACAACCAUUGUUUUUUCUCAGGUCAUGUUAGGAAAUCUUUGGGAAUUUUAAGAAAUUUGCAGGCUAUGGAAGAGCGGUCUCGCCUUGAUGGAGGUUUGCUUCAUGCUGCAUUCACAAAUCUGCAGAAGGAAUUCAGACAUCUCUUGGUUCAAAAUACUUAUCCUCUCAAACAACAAACGAAUGACACCGAUAGUACUGCAGUUUCGCUAUUAGCUUAUCCUGUUCCUGUUGUGGAGAAGUUGCAACUCAUUUUGGAGAGGCUGACUGCUAAUAAUCAGCUUGACAGAUGUGUAUCCAUCUACACAGAGGUUCGGGCCUUCAACUUACAAGCAACAGUACAAGCACUUGAUUUCGGUUACCUUGAGACAACCUCUCUAUCUGAAUUUGAUAGCCUCCAAAGCGUAGAGAGCUGCAUUGAGAAAUGGAGUGAUGAUUUGGAAUUUGUGGUGAAGCAUCUACUAGAGCUGGAAUACAGAGCCAGCAAUGCUGUAUUCAACCGAGAAGUGGAUGGAUUAGAUGUUGCAAAUGAAUGUUUUGCCAAGACUGUAAUGAAAUGUGGACUAUUGCAGCGGUUCAUCAAAUUUGCAAACACCAUCACCAGAGGAAAGAAAGAAGCAGUUAAGCUCCUAAAGCUGUUGGACAUUUUUGAAUCUCUCAACAAAUUGCGGAUGAAUUUUAACAGACUCUUUGGGGGGCAAACCUGUGUGGAGAUCCAGAGUCAGAUGAGAGACCUUAUCAAGAAGGUGAUUAAUGAAGCUUGUGAUAUAUUCUGGGAACUGCCAGCUCAUGUUGAGUCGCAAAGACAGUCUACACCUCCUGCAGAUGGAGGCAUCCCGAGGCUUUUAAGCUUCGUGGUUGAUUACUCCAAUGAGUUGUUAAGUGAGUACUACAGACCUAUAUUGACUCAGGUCCUGGAAAUUCACUGGAGUUGGAAUUGUAAUCAUGCCCCCAAGGAGGAUCUGGAGAAGCAGCGACAGCAAUUCCUGUUAAAUGAGGAGCUUCACUAUAAGAAGAUAAUGAAGGCGCUUGAGCUUAAUAUACAGGCAUGGGGAAGGACUUAUAAAGACUCAACACUGUCCUACAUUUUCCUGAUGAACAGCCACUGGUACUUGUGCAAUAACUUGAAGGGCACGGAGAUUGGUGACGUGAUGGGGGAUUUAUGGUUAAGAGGACAUGAGGAGUGUGUAGAACAUUACUCAUCUGUAUUCGUGAGAGAGAGUUGGGGAAGACUGGCUCCUCUUUUAACUGAAGAGGAUGAGGGUCUGCAGGUCUUGCUCUCAGGUGGUGGGACAGCAGUUCUACGUGAUUCGAUGAAGAGGAGAAUCAAAGCCUUUACCGAGGCUUUUGAUGAAAUGUACAGAAAGCAGUGCCAUUGGGUUGUGCCUGAUACAGGAUUAAGAUGGAAGAUAUGCCAGCUCCUGGUGAGGGCUGUUGUCCCAGUUUAUAGCAACUUCAUUCUAAGCUGCAUCUCUAAUCUGGAGGCAGAGGCGGCAGAGAAAGACGGAAAUUUUAGUCCAACUCUUGCUGGAAAGAGGUGUGUAAAUAACAGCAAAGAGAGCUUGGAGAAUAUGCUGUGCUCCUUAUUUCAGCCUAAGCUGGCAAAGAAGCAUGGCGCUUCCGCUAAAUCCAGACACUUGAUUGGUAAAAUCAAGAAUGUUGUCACCAACCACUUUCUAUCAACUUCUGCUGCUGCCUAAUUCAUUUGAUUCUUAUUAUAUGUACAUAUGAUUAACAAAAAGCAACAUAUUCACUUCCAUCCAAGCCAAGUUGGUGUGAUGGAAGACAGAAACUGGCAAUAUUGGACUUGGUGUGUAUAUAUUUCUUGGAUUGGUGGAUAUGUAUCAUUGUAUAUAGACUUUUCGCAUUUUCUAGAUUA